CUUGACGUUGAGCCGGUAUUCGAAGAAUAUCCUCAUCUCUUAUUGCCAACAAAUCUGUUUACAAAUUUAAGAAGAAGACCAUUAUUCUACAGUGCGCCCUUUUGCGACGCGUCAAUGUUACGGUGGUGAAGGACCACGAGGCGCUGGUUGAGCGUUGCCAUUCGUUAUAUCCACGAAAUACAAUUACUAUGACUGAGCCUCAGUGUCUACCAAAUCGAUUCCCUUGUUGGGUGAGGGCGACGUACAGUUGGGGAGGAGAGACCAAACGCGAUCUUGGUUUCGUUGAGGGAGAUCUUAUAGAAUGUCUAAAUGCUGGUGAUGGAUCAUGGUGGAUGGGAAGGCUAUGGAGAGACAAGAGGAUGAUGGGUCUAUUUCCUUCGAAUUUUGUCAUGGUUCUCGACGACAACUUUCGACCAGCCAGCAGAGCGUCCAGCCCUAUGCCACAACGCUCUCCAAGCACGAGUCCAUUCAAUAACCCCCAAGCGCCCCAGAAGACCAAGACGAAAGCCUUUCGAAAACCUUUCACGGCAUAUGCAGCACCAGAUGCUGGGCUUGAGAAGCGUACACAAAUCCAAAAACAAGAGAGCUUGUCUCGAGGGCCCUCCCCCGCUCCUAGAGGCGGGGUUCACAGCAAUAUCCAACGAGUACCAUCACCACAAUUCCAUGGCUAUGGAUCUCGAGCUCCCUCUCCUGCACCUCCAAUGCAUCACGGAUAUGGAUCUCGCGCACCAUCGCCAGCUCCUCCUAUGCAUCAUGGCUACGGUUCCAGAGCACCCUCUCUUGCUCCAUCUUUCCAAUACCAUAACCAACCACGAGCUGCGUCUCCCAGCCCACAAUUUGACAUAGGCUCCUCUCCACCACCUCCACCCCCGCCACAUCGAACUACAUAUACUCCACACGGAGCGAACAGUUCCUACAACCAACAUCCCAGUGGGUACCAUACUCCUCGUGCAGCUUCUCCAUGUCCACCAUCUCCAGCGGGCGGUAUGACUCCGUCGCCGCUCAGAGAUGCUAUGGACGAUGUUAUGUCCUCCUUAGCAGGUAUGGGAAUGUCGAGAGACAAGAAAUCACCGUCGCCUCCGUUGAAUCCUUGGUCACCGGAAGCUUUUGAUCAGACAUACAUCCAGGCCAAACGUCGAGGUCCCGUACGCCCCAAUACGGCAAUUGGGAUUGCACAUCAGGAUGAUUUUGAUGGCGAUGAAGAGGAGGAGUCACCAUACAAGGGGAGCUCGAAUUCCCGAUAUGGUGACCAGCCUCCACAACUGAGCAAUUAUGUCAGGAGAAUGGAAUAUCGACUAAACAUGAUGCACAAUGGCAAACCAAUACCCAUGCCUCCACCAGAUGACAAUGAUGAUGUUGGGCCUGCUGUUCCAUCCAAGGGCGCAUACGCUCGACCACAAUCCUCUAUGGCUGGCUCUUCACCGGCAGACCCGAAAUUAAGGCACCGGAAAUCUGCUUUUGAAGUAGGACGUUCCAUGCUUGGGAGAACAUUCACAACCAAAACCAACUCCACCACAUCUUCUUCUGGCAACAAGAGUACGACUACCAACGGCAGCACGAGUACAACCGCAACAGACCGAAGUCUCAUGAGUGGCGCCUCAGCAAGUGGCAUGUCGUAUACAAGUGCGGGGAGUUUGGCUAGGAAGAAGGAGGCCUUGAAUGGUCGAGCUCAGAGUGCCAUGGGCUCACGGAGAGACCCAUUCAUGGAGCUUAAUGGCAGUCAAGCAGAUUUCGGAGGCAGUGUAGCUGGGAUAUCAUAUCACAGCAGUCAUGCAUCUGGGCAAUCCCGAACCCAAUCUCAGGCUGGAUUUCGCGAUGAGUCGGGCAGCAUGCUUGGUGGUCUUGUUGCUCCGAAAGCCAAGAAGAGUGGAUUCUUCAAGAAGAUUAUCGAGACAGCGAAGACUGGAGCGGCAAGCGCUAGGAGCACAAUUGCUUCAGGAGAAUCGCCAAGACCAGGCACCUCCUCCCACAUGUCAAAUGGGAUCACUGGUAUUGGCGGUGGUGGCUUCAGUAAUACUACUCCUAGCAAUGCGGCAAGUGAUAUGGGUCUCGGUGGGAGUGGGAACGGGAACGGAAACGACUGGGUUCAAGUUCGACGAGACGUCAAUCGAUCCAAUUCCUUAAGUCGCAUUGAGCUUGUUGAGAGAAAGGAGAGGUGUAUGAUGAUGGACCACCCUGCAAUCAGCCCUGUCGAGGAACUCUAUGAGAUAUGUGAUGGCGAUGAAGGAGCGAAUGGGCACCCGGUGACGGAGCCUACAAACUUCCAGGCUGUAAAUCUCAGCCUCGUGGACAAGAACGCAAGAUUCAUCAACAGCUUGCCGCCUAUGACGAAUCCUGUCAGCUUGGCUACAGGCUUCGUCUGCAGACCAUAUCGAAGUGACGUUCAGAGACUCAGAGCAAUAUUCACAUGGGUCAGCGAGAAGGUCACUUGGGAGGAGGAUUUCGAAGCAGAGAUCGAUCCGAGACGAGUCAUACAAACUAAGCGAGGUUGUGCCGAAGAAGUUGCUAUACUUGUCGCCGAGAUGUGUGUCUCUGUUGGUGUUCACUGCGAAAUCAUCCGAGGAUAUCUCAAGACUCCGGGUGAGGUUCCAGAGCUCUCGAUCAUGCCCCGUUCCAACCAUUGGUGGAACGCCGUUGUCGUUGAUGGGGAAUGGAGGAUCAUGGAUUGUUCACUUGCUUCUCCAUCUCAUCCUCGUCGAGGAUUGUACUCCAGUGCUAGCUCACAAUGUGCAGAAAGUUGGUACUUUCUGGCGCGGCCGGUUGAGAUUUGUUGGACACAUAUCCCAGAAAAGCAUCAACAUCAGCACAUUUGUCCACCAAUCGCUCACGAAAUUCUACUCGCUUUGCCAUGUGCCUGUCCUCCGUUCUUCAAGAACUAUCUUGAAAUGGUUGACUACGACACGAGUCUGAUUCGGAUUGAGGACUUGGAGCUGGUUCAGAUCAAAUUCACGGUCCCGGCCGAGGUGGAAUGCGCUGCCGAAGUUGAAGCAAAAGCUUUUGAGCGAGAUGCUGAUGGCGAUUUCUUCGAGAGUGGAGAGGUGGUGAAGAAGCGUGCUUUGUCACAAGUCGAGUGGAUUGGCGGUCAAAAGAGAUACACGGUCAAGGCUCUGCUGCCUGGUGACGAAGGGCAAGGUAUUCUCAAGAUCUAUGCAGGGCCACGAGGGUUGAUGCAAUCUAUCAGGGAUAUCCCACAUCCUCUCGCCUUUGCGUUACCUAUCAUUCAUACUGGAGAUAACCCACCCUACGAAUUCUUAACACGGCAUCCAACACCUCAUGCUCAGCGGCACGAUAUCUAUGUUGCACAACCACAGUGCCAACGGCUUGCUUGGAACAAUACCUUUGUCUUCGUAUUUCGACAGCAUCCAUCUUCAGUGGCUGUAGCUUCACCGAAUCCUGGUGGUACAUCGCCUAUUCCUUUCAUCCGUCCGAGUUCGGCAAUGUCGUUAAACAGUUCAUCUGCUUCCGGCUCAAAUCCAAGCACCAGUACGAGAAAACCAGCCAAAUUGGCUAUUCAAGCUCCAGGUGGCAAGGUUUUGAGACUGAUGAGAAAGGACGAUAAGAUGCAGCAGAGUACAGGGCAGGGUGUUGAGAAAGGAGAUGGCGGCACUUGGGAGACCAUUAUUAAGGUUGGAGAACGAGGAGUUUGGAGAGGAUUAGUCUUGGCGGACAGGAGUGCGAGAUGGUGUGUUUUUGCGGAGUGGACUUGUGUCUGAUUGAGUCUCUGAGUAUCGAGCUGUUUAUGGGCAGCGUUGGAUCCGAACGAAGAGUACGGGAUAUUCUGGGGGAGUUCUGAGGAGAUGAAUGCAUUUGCUUGGCGUUUUUCUGGUGGACUUUCUGGUUGGCCAUGUGGAAGACAUGCAGGGCACUUGUACAGUAGAUAGAUGCAUUUGUGUCAGCGUUGUUGAGUUUUAAGAUGUAGGAUUAGGGUAGGCGUAGGUGAUCCAUGCGGAGUCGAUAGGAAUACGUGGAGUUGAAACAAUUGAAAAGUAAUCUUACCUUUCCC
Messenger RNA from Mollisia scopiformis, 4003 nucleotides. RefSeq lists its product as uncharacterized. NCBI's taxonomy places the organism in Eukaryota, Fungi, Ascomycota, Leotiomycetes, Helotiales, Mollisiaceae. The transcript is spliced from 2 exons. The coding region runs from base 189 to 3713 and encodes 1174 amino acids. The record is from RefSeq and is a predicted model, not a curated record. Gene Ontology annotation, molecular function: protein binding.